Plodia interpunctella (Indianmeal moth) is the source of this 6796-nucleotide messenger RNA. It is a transcript of the gene dlg1, whose product is annotated as discs large 1. The transcript has 23 exons. Gene Ontology annotation, cellular component: neuron projection; basolateral plasma membrane; neuromuscular junction. The coding region runs from base 231 to 2933 and encodes 900 amino acids. Gene Ontology annotation, biological process: embryo development; receptor localization to synapse; chemical synaptic transmission. Gene Ontology annotation, molecular function: kinase binding. Lineage: Eukaryota; Metazoa; Arthropoda; Insecta; Lepidoptera; Pyralidae. The record is from RefSeq and is a predicted model, not a curated record.
AUUCGAUGGCCCUUACGAGCGGAAUCACCGCCGCGUAUAAUUCCGUAUUUUAUUUUCUAAUGUUUUCGUCGUUUAACAGAAUAUGUCGUAUUCCUAUAUUAUUAGAUAUGAUUAAAAUUCUAUAAAAUGAUGUUCAACGUACCAUCUUUACUGUGAAUACGUUUUUUUAGUUUUUAUUUUUUACUAAUACCUGGUGGGUUUCUGAAAUUAAGUGAGGGGGUGGUGCCGUGAUGCCAGUACGAAAGCAAGAGGCCCAUCGAGCAUUGGAACUGUUGGAAGACUACCACAGUAAACUGGUGAAACCACAGGACCGACAGCUACGACUGGCCAUCGAAAGGGUCAUCAGGAUAUUCAAAUCGCGUCUAUUUCAAGCUCUUCUAGAUAUCCAAGAAUUCUACGAGCUUACACUAUUAGAUGACACCAAGUCUGUGCAGCAGAAGACAGCGGAGACAAUACGCAUAGCCAAUAAAUGGGAAGCGGACAACCUUCGACUUCGUGAGCUUCUACCAGCUGAAGAGAGUGAAUACAGGUCGGUUUCAAAUGCCUUUCUACAGGACAACAACAGGAGAGUGGAUUCCCGAAAUGAAUCGCCAGAAUCGACACAGAAUGCAAUACGACAUAAUGCAUCAUCUCCACCUAGCGGAGUUACCGAUGAAAAGAAGGUACACGCUACACCUGCACCUGAAAUGAAGCAGUUACAGAUAAACGGUAUAGAGGGUGGUGGCACAGAGCAUACACAAAAUGGCUACACAUACCUGUCAGUGGUGUUGUCGCGGGCCGGGGGCGCCGGGCUGGGGUUCAGCAUCGCCGGGGGCUCCGACAACCCGCACGUGGCGGACGACCCAAAUAUCUACGUCACUAAACUAAUACCAGGCGGCGCGGCAGCCGCCAGCCAGUUACAAAUCAAUGACGCCAUAUUACAGGUUAAUGACACGAAUGUAGAAAACGUAACACAUGCUGAAGCAGUAGAUGCAUUAAAAAAGGCUGGAAACACAGUGAGACUUAAAAUAAAACGUCGAGCGACAGAAGACACAGCUAACACGACGCACGUGACAAACGUGGAAGACGCGAUAGAGAUAGAGCUGGCAAAGGGUGGGUCGGGGCUCGGGUUCAGUAUAGCGGGGGGGCUCGGCAACCAGCACAUUCCCGGGGACAACGGCAUCUACGUCACCAAGAUCAUGGCCGGCGGCGCGGCUCACCGCGACGGCAGGCUUAGGGUCGGCGAUAAACUACUUAUGGUCAAGAAUACGUCGCGUGGUGACGUGGAGCUUACCAACGUAACGCACGAGGACGCAGUGAGUGCGCUGAAGGCUACCGGCGAGCGAGUGGUGCUCGUGCUGGUGCCCGGGCCCCGGCACCUGCAGCCCUCCCCGCCCUCCUCCAGGCCCCACACGCCUUCGAGCACAACGAAGUCGAUUCGCCGCGAGGACGCCCCUGACGGCAGCGAAGAGCAGCCGCGGGUGGUGGAUCUGGAAAAGGGGGGGGCUGGACUCGGGUUCAACAUAGUGGGAGGGGAAGACGGCCACGGGAUCUACGUGUCCUUCUUGUUGGCUGGCGGACCCGCUGAGAGGUCCGGGGAACUGAGACGAGGGGACAGACUUCUAGCGGUCAAUGAUGUGGAUAUCACUCAUGCGACACACGAACAGGCGGCCAAGGCGCUCAAGAGCACUGGACAGCAUGUGAAGCUGACAGUAGUGUACAGGCCACAGGAAUACAACAAAUUCGAAGCACGAAUCAAUGAACUAAAACAGCAUACCCUUCUGAGGACGUCACAAAAAAGAUCUUUGUAUGUGAGGGCCCUGUUCGACUACGACCCGGUGAAGGACGACGGACUGCCGUCGCGCGGACUUCCGUUCCGUUACGGAGACAUCUUGCACGUCACCAACGCUUCCGAUGACGAGUGGUGGCAGGCCAGAAGGCUGGACAACAGCGACGCGGACGCGAUCGGCAUCAUCCCGUCCAAGCGGCGCUGGGAGCGCAAGCAGCGCGCGCGCGACCGCCAGGUCAAGUUCCAGGGCCAGGCCACGCCCAACACGCAGAGUCAGUCAACCCUCGAAAGGCAAAAAAAGAAAACGCUGUCAUUCAGCAGGAGAUUCCCGUUCAUGAAGAGCCGGGAGGAUGGCAAAUCUGAAGACGGUUCAGAUCAAGAACCUUUCAUGCUUUGCUACACUCAGGAGGACACAAAUGCGGACGGUCUGCUUUCGCAAUUCCGAUGCAGUUCAGGGGAAAUCUUGUAUCGAGUGGAACUUCCCAUGAUGGAGGAGAUAACGCUCAUAUAUCUCGAGGACGAGAGCCAAGACGAAACGGUGUUGUCGUAUGAAACAGUGCAACAGUUGACGAUCACCUACACUAGACCUGUCAUUAUUCUCGGCCCAUUGAAGGACAGAAUUAACGACGACUUGAUAUCCGAAUUCCCUGACAAGUUCGGAAGCUGCGUACCACACACGACUCGUCCCCGUCGCGACUACGAGGUAGACGGGCGCGACUACCACUUCGUGUCGAGCCGCGAACAGAUGGAGCGCGACAUACAGAACCACCUGUUCAUCGAGGCGGGCCAGUACAACGAGAACCUCUACGGCACCUCCGUCGCUUCCGUCAGGGAGGUCGCCGAGAAGGGCAAACAUUGCAUUUUGGACGUGAGUGGGAACGCUAUCAAGAGACUGCAGGUGGCGCAGCUUUACCCGAUUGCCAUAUUUAUCAAACCAAAGAGUGUAGAAUCUAUCAUGGAAAUGAAUAAGCGAAUGACUGAAGAACAAGCAAAGAAAACGUACGAACGAGCCUUGAAAAUGGAGCAAGAGUUCGCUGAAUAUUUCACAGCGGUAGUGACGGGCGACACGCCGGAGGAGAUCUACGCGAAGGUGAAGAGCGUGAUCACCGCCGAGAGCGGGCCCAGCGUGUGGGUCCCGCGACGCGAGCCCGCGCUCGCCGACUAGCGGCGCUCUGCCGGGUACCCCACUCACACCCAGCUAUGUGCCCUUCACGAAAUCACCAAAAAUGCUCAACAUAGAUCAAUAAAUGUUCUCGGAAAUUCACAAGAAAUUUCCGAUGAGAAUUUCUCGUGGAAAUCUGCGGGAAUUCUCGAAAUAGAACAUAUCUGAGAAUAGAAAUUCUGAGCGGCACAUCGAUAGUGGAAAGUGCUAAACGGGCUUAUGGCGCGAAUCGAAAUAGACUAUGCACCCACGAUUUGUUAUCGCGGCCAUUAUAAUCGCGGAGAAGCAACGUAUGAAUUUAUUACAUGCAACGUACUAUGAUUCGCCGAAUCGACCAUUGCUUUUCCGUGAUUAGUAAAUCGCCCCGACGGCAAAAUCCCAGUGCACGGUCGGUCUAAAGAUCAAUUUUCUUUACGAUACUAAUGUCACGAAAUAGUUAAUAAGUUAAUAUUUCACGUGAAUAAAUCUAUAUAUAUGCACUAGUAUUGUAAUCAAAAUUAGGCUUUAAAGUGAAAAAUUCAAAAAACAGAAAUAGUGCCAACGAAUGGCGCAAAAUAUAAUGUUCGCGUUGUAAGUCUGUAGCGCUUAUUUGUAUGUCGCUUUUGUUGGUCCAAGUUAAGUUUGAAAUUAGUUUUCUAUCGCGUUAGGAUCGAUUUGAAGCUCAUAUACUAGGCGAAAUUUAAUCCCGUGGAAGUGAGGAAGAUAGCGUUAUAUGUUGCGCAUCAUUGUUCCCUAGAUCAUCAACGCUUUGGAACGCCAAUCAGUAGUGAGCAAGAAAUAGAAGCCUAGUCAAUGCCGAUUUAGUCGCAAACGCAAAUUAUUAACAAAAAUCUUUUCAAUUUAACUUGUCUUAUUCAUUUUGGUGUUUAAAGUUACCACUGAUAGUCACUCGUUUAAAACAAGUACAAAAGUUUUAUAUAUCUCUUCAAUAAAUACAAUCAUUGAUUAUAAAACAUUUAAGUAUAAUAACAAUAGCAAUAUUAUUACGUACUUAAACAUGGACCAACAGCGGAUUAGCGUAACACUACUAAAUUAUGCGACAAGCGUAUGUGUAUUCGUUAUAUUGUUAUCAAAUCCAGUCAUUUUACUUACUUAAUAUAAAGAAAUGAAGUACAUACUAACAGACCGCAUGUGAAUAAUUUCAGAACCAACUUUCAGAAAGAAAUAUUAAUUUGGAUCGUUAAUAACAAAACGUCAGACGUUUUCUAAUUUGCGGUCAACAACCUUUAAGAGCAUAUAAGUGUGAGCAUAGUGCGUACGGCGGGCAACAAGUCCUAAUAUUAUUAAUAAUGUAGUAAAGUACCAUACAUAUCUGACCCGGUCGUUGAUUGUGUAAUUUAUUAGUCAAAUACUCGAUAUUAACGCAAGUCUCAGUAAAUUUCAGCAGACAAAUCAUAUCACUGCUGGGUAAAACCGGGUCAGAUGCUUGUAGUACUGUACCUUAGUGCCUCAAGUUCGCUCGCCAUCCGUCGCGCAAUGCGACCCCCUUGAUUGUUCCUUCUCGAAUGUUCUAUGCGUUUUCACUAGUCAGGUGUCUGUAAAAGUGUAGUAAAUAUAAUAUUUCGCCAAUAAAUUGGUGUUAAAGGUAAAAAAUACACUUAUUUUUGCAAAUCGUAUUACAUUAGGCAAUAGUGGAGAGAUAGUCAAAGUUAAAUAAAGUUUAAACUACGUACUGGCCAUUAAAGAAAAUAAGGUAAAUAGUUAAAUCUGGGUUUAGAUAUAAGACUAAGUGAAAACGCAAUGUAUUUUUGAUGUCUUUGUCUACUCAACCUCGUUAAAUUUAAAAUCUCGAAAAAGAGUAUGCAUACUUCCUAACCUUAUAUCGAUAUUUAUGUAAAUAACCGAUGUAUUAUUAUAUGAUUUUAUUUAAUUCUGUAUAGAACGUGGUAUGAUACAUUUUGUGUAUAAUUUUUUAAAUAAUUUUUAUAUUUGACUAAAUCGCAAAGUACAUAGAUAUCGAUAUAAGUGUGAAAUGAUCAGAUAGUACUUGAGUUAGGUCACAAUAUUAGAAGUAGUGAGUGACAGGCGUCAACGUCUGCCGAUAGCAAUAACUCCUAGUGGGGCGACGCGGCUUGGGCUCCAUGGAGCUCCUGUACUAACGAUGAACACAGUUCAUGAAAUAUUGAUAAUUAUAUACUGGUGUGUAUAUUUCGUGAAUGAAAUAGCAAAUUUUGCUUUUUCAGUAAGUAUCAUACAAUGCAUAAAGUUUAAGUAUAUAAGUUUGUAUUAGUGAAAAGUACAUUUAUAAAAUUUAGCUUGAUACCCAUUCUGUUUUCACAGAUUAAAUUGUUAGAUAACCUGUAAUGAACGGUAUUCAUCGCUGGUGCAGUUCUAAGCUAAGCAAUACGGUCGAUUCGCUAGCCGCGAGUGCUCUGCGCUUAGUUAGUCAUUUAAAUCAUCUCUAUAGUUCAGUCUGAUUUUUCAUCGCUUGUUAGAUACCCUAUCAGAUUUCCUUUAGCAUAAUAAAUUAUUUAAACUUCUAACUUAAUAUAAAUUUUAACUAACGCGUAAAUUGUUGAGCAGGUUGCUAUUGUUACACAGUUAGCACUCACCGUAGGACACGCUUAUGUUAGACGUGCAGCGCAAGCAACUAGCCGCAACGUUGCCGAACGCUAUGUGUACGUCAAAUUGUUACUUUAAUUAUUUAUAAAACAUUUUAUCGUGCUUCAAUUGACUAUGUAAAUUGUAUAUUAAAUAAAAUUUAAAGCGAUAUUACUCAAUAUGUUAAUUUACUGAGGUUGCUAGAACAUUUUGAAUCUUCGUCAUCGUUAAGAGUUUAAUAUAAUACAGAUAAUUAUUGUAUAAGACGAUCACGGUGCAUCUGUGAUGUUGAAAUGCUAUAUAUCUAAUUGUAUACAUAUUAUGACGCUGUGUAGUCGAACCCACCUCACGCAUGGCUAGGAUAAGUCUUCGUAUCAGAGUUAUUUGCUCAAGCAGCAAUAUGUAAUCAUUGAAUCUCAUGACAUGUGCACAUCCGAAUCCUUGACACACUAGAAGAGGUGCAAAGUUGUUUGUUGAUCAUUUUUAUAGUAAGCAAUUGUGUUAUAUGGUGUGAAAUGUCUCACCAGUUUAAUAGUGUUUGACAUUUAUUUAUUGAGAAUUUUAUUUUCUUACGGAAAUAGAGUGCCCAUCUGCAAAUAUGGCGCUAAUUGCGAACAUUUAGCCGCACGUGACAUUUUAUAACUUUCGUAAACAUUAAAUAAUUUAUUUUUCGGAACAUCCUUUAAGAAAUAUUUUGAUGGCGAAUUUUCAUUGGUUCGAGACGACAAAAUGUAAAGGAUGAUUUCCGAGUAAAUUUUAUUGUACAGUAUACAGGUAUAAUUUUGUUGCUUAAUCAACAUGUACUUAAUUGGUUUGAUAUGAUGUACCUAUAAUUUUAAAAAUUGCAUGGCGAAUGCAUUUUUACUGUAGUUGGAAUUGAAUUAUUUAAGAAAUCAAAACCAUCGCCACUAGUCUUGAUUGGAUGAGGUACCAAAGAUUUCAUUGCUUGUUGGCCUUCAAUAAAUCAAGCACCGAAAAAGAUAAUGUCUUGGUCAUUAUUUGUGUCGCUGGUUCUGAUUCCUUCUGUUCUAUGUAAAUAAAUUGAUAUACAUUUUUAUUUAUUCUAUACUGAUGUAUUAACAAUAUUUUAUAUAAGAAUGUUUUAUUUUAAUAGCUAUUUAUUUUAUUAUUAAGUAGGUAUUCUAUCUAAUUAACAAGUGUGUUAAUCUGUGUAAAGUAUUUUAGUGUAAUUAUGUCUUUUAACCUCUCAAGUUAUCGUAAUACAUUUAUUAUUGGACACCCAUAUUUGCAGAUGUACAAUGUUUAUGAGUUAGUGAUGUUCAAUAGAAUAGUUUUAAUAAAAUUAUUUACGUUGAAAAUUCAAA